GUUUUCCUUCCGCAAAUUCUGUUUCGUACUUCACAUAUCCUUUAUUUUUUCUGGCGGCUUACGAGAAAAAACCUCAAAUUUGUUUUUGACUGAAAGAUUUUAUAAUGGCACCUAAAGCCAAAUUUCAAGAAGGUAUUAUCUAGGCAUUUCUGUCUCAUUUAAGAACCUCUUUGUAAAAUCAUUAAAAAAUUACCUCUAACAGUAAAAUUCUAGUUAGUAGGUGACUAUUACUACUAAAUUUAAAAUUAGGGACUAAAAUUUACUAGUAGGGCCUACUAAUAAAUACUAGUUGUUAAGUUAUAAUUAUAAUUAAUAUAUAAUAAUAUUAAAUAUUAAUAGACUAUGGUUAUAGUGGCAGUGUUUCUAUUGUGGGUUAGUGAUAUGGCUUAGGUCAAGGGUGGUCUAACUCUUGGCGCAGUGACAUCACUUUGGGAAAUUAAACACUGUAGGUACUUCGAUGAAGCAAGGGAGACUACUAAAAAAUUAGUAUGGGAAAUAGGCAUCGGCAGGCAAAAAUACGAGUUUUUAAUUUUUUGGUAGUGGAACUAUUUCAUUCAUAAAAUAAUUACUAUAUCCCAGAAUUGUGUUCCUCUUCCGGCCUUUCGCUUUAGAGGACAUCUUGGCCUACAUUUUAAUCAAUUUCUUUUUCAUUUACAAUCGGUCGGCUUUGAGAAAAUCCUUGGUGAAUAUAAGGCAACUUCAACCAUUAAAAUGAAGUUGAAGUAAAAGAUAUGUCAAUACCAAUUUUUUUAUGCAGCUGGGGCAUCUUUUGAUCUACAUGUAUGCCAAUUUUCACAGCAAUAUGUGUUUUACGAGAGAUGCCAUGUUUCUACGGGUUCGCCAUGCAGUUCGCUCAGCCUAAUUUCGAUAUGGCGUGGGCCACGCCCCCUUUUUAAUGGCGGAAGUUGCCGAUACUAAGGAAAUAUUAAAUUACUACCACUAUUCACAUCAAAAUAUUUGAUAACUUGUGUUUCAGAAUGCAUUUUGAAGACAUUUAAACAGGAAUGUUUUAAUUUGAGCUUUAAAAACCUGGUAGAGUCCAUAUUAUAAAUGAUCAGAAUAUACUGUGUGCAACACCUUGUCAUUGGCAACUAUUCACAGCCACUUGCAUAAUGGCUGUAUUGUAGUACUACCUCAGAGUUUCAUUCAUAAGAGUUUGCCGUGUGCAAAAACUAUUAAACCAUUGGUCAGGGAAAGCUUUAAUUAAUUAUUCAUGUGCCAAAGUUGAAACUAAGUCGACCCUAAACAGUAUUUUAGUGAUAGGGGAUGCGUUGCCUUAUAUAAAGAAUAUAGUCAUUGCGCAUGACGCGAUCAGCGGAAUGAGGUCACAAGAUGUGGAGGUUUCGUCCAUAGUAAAAAAUACCAAACGAACUCACACUUUAAAAAUUCAUAGCUCAAAAAGUACUUAAGCUAAAAAGUUGAUUCUGGUUUCAUUUUUUAUUUGAAAUUGUUCUAACUAACUGUAUUAUUUAAAAAAUUAUUUCAAUUUUUUUUAUAUUUGUAUUCAAGUACCUAAACAAUGGAAGAUUGAAUAGACUGUUGGACCUGAACAAUCAUUAACAAACAAUGUCAUGUGUGGGAUAACUUUACAGUUCUUCACUGAGCAUUUUCAACCCGUAUUUGUUCAACGAAUAAAGUUGCAAUUUUGACCCGAUUGCUUCACAAAUAUUUGAAAAAUAUCAUGAGUGAAUAGGUCUGCUUUUCAUAAUUUACCAUUCGUACCAGUCCAUUUUUUAAAAUUUCCAGCCUUUUUAAAGUCUAAAUAAAUGUAUUAAUCUUGAUGUGGAUUAUUUUGCGUGACACACCUACAACCUGCCGGCAAAACUACUGUGUCGCAACACACAUUUGGAAAACACUGCACUAGCCAUUGCCAGCAUUGCUAGUACGCUUGGCACUGUUGGAUAGUGUCAUAAAUUCAGUAUGACAGUAUAAAUGUAAUGAAAUAGGGGCAGGGGCCUAGAGUAUUUUUUUUAGUUUUAAACUUUUUUGGGUAUAUAUGUUAAAGAAUCAACUUAUUUCAUUAUUUAUAGCCUAUUAGUUAAAUGCUGUCUCUCUAUAGGAUAAUCAAGACAAAAAGAAUUUUUAAGCGCCGGAUGUAUAUCUCCCGCACUAUUUGUCCGGCGACCAAGUCACAUGACCGCCGGAAGAAUACUUUAUCGAGAUAUUCGUCCUGUGAUCAAGUCACAUGACCGCCGGAAGAAUAUUUUAUCGAGAUAAAGACCCUACAUCUUAAUAUAAGUCCGAUAUAGUGGUAGCCUAGCCUACUUCUCAUGCAAUACUAAAUACUAAUCCUGAAAUACAACUUUAUUGUCUUAGGUCUAUUGAAGUCUACUGGUCUUAUUUUAUUUUGUUCAUAUUUUAAAUUUAGGCUUCAAGGUAUAGCUUUACAAGAUGUUUAACCAAGAUAAGAUUCUUUUUUCUUUGAAGAGUCGGAAUCAAAUAGUAAUAAUAGUAGUAAUAGUACUACUAGUUAGUAUAUAGGCCGACUGGUUUAAUAUUCUAAGUCAACCACUUUAUGUAUCUCAGAGCAUUUGAAUAUAUUAACAUGUUCAGCAUUUAUUUAUUAUCUAGGGAUCGAAAUAUCAAAUGCAAUGCAACUAUUUUGCCGGCAACCACUUGUCACAUGACAUGCCGGAAUAAUAAAGCCUUCCAAUCGCCCGGCGGCCACGUGACGUAUAUCGCCCGCACUAUUUGGCCGGCACGCCGGACGUGUAGACACUUCGUUUUAAAAAUUGGCUAUUACUCAACACUAGUCAUGUGUCUACAAGGUCAAGGCUAUCAUAGAUAACAGUCAAGAAGUAUUUCGUUGCAAUGUCAGCACAACUUCUGAUGAAUUCCUCUAAUUGGUCUCAUAUGACAGUCUUAAAAAUAUGGAUCCUAUGUGUGUUCUGACAACUUAUACUUAUAUAAGAGUAGUUCAAGAGAAUUCAGAACAGAAGCCUUUAAUAACUUUUAAAACUCUGUAGAUAGAUUUAUCGCCAACACCUUCUCAUUUUUUUAACACUUUUCAAAUAGAAAGACUUGUAUGUGCUGUAUGUACUUUUAUGUUCUGUCUGCAUUUACAUUACCAAAUCAAAAUUAUGGAUAACAUGUACGUAUGGUCUGUGGUGCCAAAAAUGUGGAAAAUUAGGUGGAGAAGAAUCUGUCAUACUAUAAGAAAACCUUAGUUAAAUAUAACUAAGCAUUGAACCCUUAAGGAUCAAGAGGAUGGGGGAGACCCAAAAACUCUUGGCCUAUACCGGUAGACAAAGAUGUACUUAAGUUCGGAAAGAGUUGGAAUGAUUUAUGGUAAAAGGCACGUGACCGGAGGGCAUGGAAAGAUAUUGUUAAUGGCCUAUGCUCCAAUGGGGGUUGAAAAGAAUGUUUUUUACGAUAUGUAUUUAGCAUGUAGCACAUAUUAAUUGUAAACUUUUUAUAUUUACCAAAAGGAGAAAAGGUUUUAUGCUACCAUGGACCACUUCUCUAUGAGGCUAAGGUAGGUACAUUUUCAACCCAGAUUUUUUGAACGAAUAUGGUUGAAAUGUCUCUACCCAUUCAAUAAAUAAGUAUAAUUAAGGUUAGAUUAAAUACUUGAAAUAAUGUUUUGAUGUAUAAGAUAGACAAUUAUAAACUGGCAGAGAUGUUUCAACAGUGAUUUUUUAUAUUUUUUUUUAUAUUAUCACAGGUAUCCUCUACGGUACUAAUUUUCUUAUUAAAGAUUGUUUUAUUCAAUGCUUUUUUAAAUUUACUUGACAGUGUAUGCGUAUGGAAGUGAAAGAUGGCAAAGUUCAGUAUCUCAUUCACUACAAUGGCUGGAAUAAAAAGUAAGCUCGACAUAAAUCAUUGUACCAUUCACCUAUUAUAAAUGACUAAGUUCCACUCCAUUAACAAUGGUCAAUUUUAUUAUUUAUUCAAGGGUAUUUUUUUUUAAUGAUUAUAAAAUUUAAAAAUUAAUUCCUAUACAUUGAUUGGUUUGAAGAAUCUAACAACCCAAUGCUUCACCGAAAGCCAUGCUAAAAAGUAGUUUUAAAAACAACAAAAGUUAGAGCAUCUUAUGUUGUUAUAAUUAUCAUUCUUGUUACAAGUUAUCCUGGGUUUUAUUUUAAAAAAAAUAUAACAUAUUUUCUUGUACAUUAAAUGUUGCCUUGUAUACAGAUAAAUCUUUUUGUAAAUUAAACAUUUUGAUGUUUUAAUUUACCCACUCAAUAUGAUGCUUAAUUAGGUUGAUUGAUAUCUGUAUGUUUGGUUAUCCUAUAAUCGGUAGUAGAAAUAUAAUUUUAACAUAUAAAAAGCUUUAUUAGCUUCAUAAUAAUAUAUCAGGUACUUUCAAGACAUAAUUGUUAAGACCAGAAAUGUUUUAUCUGAAAUUUGUGUGGACACAGAUAACUACAUAUUUUCCAUUUUAUUGUAAACUUAAUUUUGUUUUAAAAUGUUAAAUUCUUUUUGUGUUGCAAACUCUUACGUUUUAUGCUUGCAGCUAGAAAUUAAAAGGGACGUAUAUAGUAUUAUAUACCAUUACCUUGUUUUGAUUUUUGACUGGAUGCUAAUCAAAUUUUGAAAGCGGCAGUGAACAUUGGUCACAUUUGCAUAAAUAGCUUAAAUAUUGUAUAUCUUUUGGUUAACCCUUGAACUCUGGCUUGCAUCAUUCUGUGGUGUGGAGCUUUACAGAGCUUUUUGAGUGCCUUUUAAAAUUGCAUUAAAUGACAUAGAAAUAUUGAUGCAAGACCCCAAUAAUUAUAUAUUUUUAGAAAGGUAAAUUGUUGUUGUUGUUGAGCCUUCUCGUCCAUGAGGGGCAUCCACCGAUCAUCGUCGGCGUCUGCGGUUCCUCCAAGGGCAUAGGCCACCUACGAGAGACCUCCAGGCAUCUCUAUCCUGGGCCAGCUUCUCCAGGAUCUUCCAUUCAUGGCCAAUUUUCUUGAUGUCUGUCUCCAAUUCUCAGCGCCAAGUGUUUCUUGGACGGCCUCUUUUCCGCUUACCCUGUGGGUUCCAUUUCAGGGCUUGCUUUGUUGUGUUAGAAGCAGGUUUUCUUAGUGUAUGACCAAUCCACCUCCACCGCUUCUGGAGAAUCUCUUCCUCAAUGGGUUUCUGUUUUGUCCGCUGCCACAGUUCCUGGUUGCUGAUUUUGUCUGGCCAGUGAAUUCUGAGAAUCCUUCUUAGACAGUUGUUGAUGAAGGACUGGAUUCUGGUCAGGUUUACGGCCGUUGUUCUCCAUGUCUCGGCUCCAUAUAGCAGCACAGGUUUUACCAUAGCGUUAAAAAUCCUUACUUUUAACUUGCUGCCUAAGUUGUUAGAGACCCAAACAUUCUUGAGUUGUUGGAAGGCUGCUCUUGCUUUUCCUAUCCUUAUUUUGACGUCCGCAUCUGUACCACCUUGUUUAUCUACCAUGCUGCCAAGGUAAACAAAACUGUCCACCUCCUCAAGGGCUUCUCCUUCAAGCAUAAUGGGUGAUGUACUGGUGGCAUUAACCUUGAGGAUUUUACUCUUCCCUUUGUGAAUGUUGAGACCCAUGCUAGCAGAAGUGGCUGCGACAAUGUUUGUUUUCUCCUGCAUCUGUUGUUGGGUAUGUGCAAGAAGUGCAAGAUCAUCAGCAAAGUCAAGAUCAUCCAGUUGAUCCCACAAGGUCCAUUGGAUGCCAUUCCUUUUCUGCUGUGUAGAUGUUUUCAUCACCCAGUCAAUGGCUAACAGGAAGAGGAAUGGUGACAGCAAGCAACCUUGUCUCACACCAGUCUUCACCUGGAAAGCAUCUGUCAACUGCUGGCCAUGGAUAACUCGGCAGUUUAUCCCUUCGUACAUGUUUCUGAUUAUAUCAGUAAUCUUCUGUGGCACCCCGUAAUGCCUUAGCAAUCUCCACAGGGUUUGCCUGUCAACACUGUCGAAGGCUUUUUCAUAGUCAACAAAGUUGACAUAGAGCGGCAAGUUCCACUCUAGUGACUGCUCUAGAAUGAUGCGCAGUGUCGCUAUCUGGUCCGUGCAGGAUCUGUUGGUGCGAAAGCCGGCUUGUUCGUCCCGCAACAGAGGGUCUACAGCGUUUUCAUCCUAUUAAGUAGUACACGGUUGAAAACCUUUCCUGGGAUGGACAGCAUGGUGAUCCCUCUGUAGUUCGAGCAGGAGCUUAAGUCUCCCUUCUUUGGGAUCUUGCUAAGGUAUCCCUCUUUCCAAUCGGAAGGAACUUGCUCCUCUUUCCAUAUCUUCAUAAACAGAGGGUGUAGCAUUUCCACACUGGUUUCCAGGUCCGCCUUCAGUGCCUCUGCUGGGAUGCCAUCAGGUCCCGCAGCCUUUCCAUUUCUGAGUUGUUUAAUGGCCCUGCUAAUCUCUUCUUUGGUGGGACUAUUACAGUCAAUUAGCAGGUCAUUAUCGGCUGGUUGGAUAUCUGGUGGAUUUCUUGGUUCAGGCCUGUUCAGGAGCUCUUCAAAGUGCUCCUUCCAUCUCCCUCUCUGUUGCUCCUCACUUGGUAUGGUGUUUCCCAUUUUGUCCUUCACUGGUCUCUCUACCUUGCUAAAUUUCCCUGACAGCGUCUUAAUGGUAUCAAACAGUUCCCUCAUGUUCCCCUGGUGAGCUGCAUCCUCUGCUUCUUUAGCAAGUUUAUCAACAAAUUCCUUCUUGUCCCUCUUGAUGCUUUUCUUAACUUCCUUAUUUGCAUCUGCAUACUCCUUCUGGGACUUGUUUUUCUGUGCUCGGGUGCGGCUGUUAUUCACUUCUGAUUUCUUUCUUUUCCUUUCUUCUAUUUUAUUCAGCGUACCUGCUGUCAUCCAUUCUUUGUGUGCCUUUUUCCUGUUUCCUAGCACUUCUUGACAUGUUGACUGGACUGUUUCUUUCAUGCUUUGCCACUUUCCUUCGGUGGUUUCAUCUUCAAGUAUUUCUUGUAGGACUUGGAACUUAUUGAAUAGUGAGAUUCUGAAUUCUUCCUUUUUGGCUUGGUCCUUCAGGAGGGAGGUAUUAUACCGAGUCCUGUAUGCUGUUUGCUCGGUAUAAUGUCUCUUUAGUUUUAAUUUCAUCCUGGCCACAAGAAGAUGAUGAUCUGAGGCAAUAUCAGCUCCCCUCUUAACACGUACGUCUUGGAGAGAUCGCCUGAAUUUUUUACAAAUACAUACAUGGUCUAUUUGGUUCAUCGUUCUCAUGUCCGGAGAGACCCAUGUAGCUUUGUGAAUCCUCUUGUGCUGGAAAAUGCUCCCCCCUAUGACCAGGUCAGCUGUGGCACAUAGGUCCGCAAACCUCUCACCAUUGUCGUUCAUCUCGCCUAUCCCUUGCUGUCCCAUAACCUCUUCGUACCCUGUGUUGCUAUUGCCGAUCUUGGCAUUAAAGUCUCCCAUGAGGAUGACGAUGUUCCUCCGUGGGCGAUCCUGGACUAUGGUCAUUACUCUAUUGUAGAAUUCUUCUUUGUCUCCUUCAUCACUUUCAUUAGUUGGUGCGUAGCAUUGUAUAACAUCUAGGUUGAUGCUACGUUUCUUUGUUCGAAAGGUUGCUAAAAGAAUUCUAGGUCCAUGGGCCUCCCAUCCAAUGAGUGCUCCUUGUGCUGCCCUUGAUAGCAUCAUAGCAACACCCAGGGUAUGUGGGGCAUUGUCUUCUUCGUGUCCCGAAAAUAUCACCAUCUCUCCUGAGAUUAAUCUCUUCUGUCCCCAUCCAGUCCAUCUUGCUUCACUAAUUCCGAGAAUGGUGAGCUUAUAGCUCCUCAUCUCAGCGGCUAUUUGUGCCGCUUUACCAGCCUCGUACAUGGUGCGGACAUUCCAAGCGCCAAUGACGGUGGUAGUCCUGGUAGAGAUGAUGGUUGUCGGCUUAAUAGCUUCCAGGUUUCGGCUUUCACUAUUAGGCGUCAUAUUUUCCUCCUCAAGGAAUCCAUCCUCUCCCAGGACUGAAAUGUCUUUUGUUACUCUUUUCGGUGCUUUUGUAACUAUGAUUUUUUACAUGGCAGGGUUGUUGGCCUUGCGCACAACCACUUGGGGGGUUGCCCCUCACAGCUCAAUAGGUAGCUGCCUUUGUUCGGGUUAGGUCCCUAGCCUUUGUGGAUCCCUCCACUUCCUACAAGGCAGUAGGGCUGAUUUUGGUCCACCCCGGGUAUUUCCCCGGUACCCUCCAUAUCUGGCGGGCUUUCCCCUAUCCGCCGGCUGGGGAGGCGCUCGAUAGAAGAUCAGCAUCUCACACGAGUGAAAGGUAAAUGGAUGGUGAUAAAGUUGGCUAUAUUGCCCACCCCGUAAAAAAAAUUUUGCUCAGUGUCCUUGACCUUGGAGUGCUCAAGAAAAUAAAAUCAAUAAAAUGUCUUGCUUUCAAGUGCUCAUAACAUCAUUAAUUUGUAUAGAUACACUUAAAAUACAAAUCUAAAUGUUGUAGCCAAUUCAUUUAUCUUUCAGAAAAUGUAAAGUUUGCUAAGUUUUUGAUUACAAUUAAACUGCUGAAAGCAAUUUUAGUAAUUUUAGGUCAUUUAUAUAAGAAACUGGGACCACAACUAAAACCAAGUACAAAAUCUCAGGCAAAAUAGUUAUUAUUGACUAGUAAACAUUUAAAAAGGAAUUGUGGAACUGAUUUGGGUUGUUAAACUAUAAAAUUUAUUAGUUCUGAUCUAUAAUCUGUAGCUUCUGUGACUAAAAUUCAGUCAGUCCUUGCCCAACCUCGGGCCUGGCUCGAAGUCAAACCGUAGCCUCAGUAGGCCUACUUCAGAAUCACUAAGACUAGUAUAACAUUCAAAAGAAGAAUAAUCUCAACUGAUAUCGUCAUGGGGAAUGUUAAAAUCAUCAUCACUAUCACUUAAAUCCUCACCUAAAAAGCUUUCAAAAAUAUUUAUAUUAGUUCUCGCACUGAAGGCCCGGCCAUAGCUUCCGCCAUUUUAGCUUUAAAAAAAUCAGAGAUAUAAAAUUCCGAUUAAAAAGUGCUUAUUGUUAAGUUAUCAAGAAACAGCUUGACCCGGAAGUUGAUUUAAUUAUUAAUAACAGGAAGUGGCUAUUAUUUCGUUUAAAUAUUGGAUUGGAAUUUGCUAUUGGACCAUGUUUUUUAUCGGCCAGUUUUUUCGGCCGCCACGGCGCAGAACGAGAAUAUCUGCCGGUUUCGUCAGCUGACCACAGUUCGAGGGUUAACCUGAUUUGUUAAUGUACAAAAUAUUUUCCAGAUGGUCUAUUUUUUAAAAUAAAUAUUAUUGAGCUGCAACAUUAGGUUGGGUUUACAAGUUUUUAUAAUUGUCAAUGAUUUUGCUCACUAUACCACUCACUGUCACUAUGGUGCGGCCACCACCCAUAUGGUGCAGCCACUACCCAUUUAAAUGUUGAUAGAUGUUUUAUUACAUAAAUUGUAAUGUUAAAGGUCAUGUGUAAUUAUUUUGUUUAAGUUGUUUAAAAUAUUUUGAUUAGAUUAUCGUUUUUCUAAAAAGAAUGAUCAUGGUUUCCAAAAGCAAUAAUGUGUUUAAAAUCUCUAAGCUUACACUGCUAUCUGUGGGUUAAUUUUCUAUCAACAUAACAUGUUUGAGGAUUGCUUUCAGCUGGGAUGAAUGGGUGCAAGAAAGCAGAGUUGUCAAAAACAAUGAAGCUGGGAUUCAAAAACAGAAAGAGCUUCUUAAGAACCAUGGGUCAGUUCUGUUACUUAUUUAAUAAUAUCAUGUGUCAGUUAAGUGCUUAUUUAAUAAUAUCAUUGGUCAGUUCAGUAGUUAUUUAAUAAUAUCAUGGGUCAGUUCAGUUGCUUCUUAAGAACCGUGGGUCAGUUCAGUUACUUAUUUAAUAAUAUCAUGGGUCAGUUCAGUUGCUUCUUAAGAACCGUGGGUCAGUUCAAUACUUAUUUAAUAAUAUCAUGGGUCAUUUUAGAUUCGGUACUUAUUUAAUAAUAUCAUGGGUCAUUUUAGUUUCGGUACUUAUUUAAUAAUAUCAUGGGUCAGUUCAGUUACUUCUUAAGAACCAUGGUUCAAUUCCUUAUUUAAAAAUAUGAAAAAUCAUUUUAAAACUAGAUCACUUUAACUCGGUUACAAUAUUUUCUUCAAAUUUAAGCUGCUAUAAUUCAAUGUCACUUACUGAUCACUUAUCAACAGAGCACAGACUAAAAAAAACAAAGCAGCCAAGAAGUUGGAAAAGGAUGCCACAAAGCCUAAAACACCAUCUGGAAGUGGGAAGGAAAAAGACAAAGAAAAGGGCACACCAAAAGAGAAGGAUAAGGAAAAGGAUGUCCUGAAGGAACCAAAGGAAAAGGAUAAGUUGCCAGGGGAGAAAACUCCCAAAGAAAAAACAAAAGAGAAAGAAAAAAAGGAAAAAGAGCCUCGCCAACGACCAUCUACUCCACAACCCUCUGCGCCAGAUAAAAAGAAAGAAAAAGAGGUAGAAAAGGAUUCAAAAGAGAAAGAAAAAAAGGAGGAGAAGACGGGUAAGUUGAAAAAUAGCUUUACAUUUCUUUUCAAUGAACUUUACAAUAAAAUCUCUAGUUCACACCUUAUGAUGUUGAAGUGUUUAAAUAGUGGAAUGGUUUUUUUUUUUUUAUUUUAAAAAAAAAUUUUUCCUCUUGUCCAUAGUUGUAAGUUCCCAACCACCACCUAUUCCGAGUCAAGACUCAAGUGCAUUAUCAACACAAACACCUACUGGAGAGCCUAAGAGAAAAAGAGCCAGGACAGAACCUACUGUUGAAACAGUAAAUAAUUUCUCAUUUUGUUUUAUUAGAAAUUUGGUUGCAUGAAUAGGUAUGAAGUUCUUUUUUAGGUCAGAUAUAUUUAAAUUCUAAAAUAUGAGUUAGUCAUUUAGGCUUACAUUUUAUAUCUGGAGAAAUCCACUAAAAAUUUCAAUUUUGGAUCUCUCUUACCUGGGGUUUCCAUUCAGGUCACUGUACCUGGGUUUCCCCCUUUAAGCCUUAACCUACCCUUUAGGCUCACAAGGUGUCAGCAAGACUUUCACCAACUAACUUUUACCAUGCCAUGGUUUUGGAAUGCUGAAGAUUAAAAGUGACUUUUGACAAUGACUAAUAACUUAAGUCCCGACAGCCUUGAUGUAGACAUCAGUGGAAAAAGAAUAUAAAAUAUUUUUUUUUUCUUUGAAGUAAAACUAUGUCUGACAUACAUAUCAAGAGCAGCAGAGUGUGUCCCAAGUAGACGUUUGUUAUCGUUAAAGUGUUGUGUGGAACAUAAUAUUGACCCAGCCGUUUGAGUCUCUUUUCUUUAUUUGUUGAUUGCAUGUCACAACUUGGUAUUCUGGGGAUUUUAAAACUAAGUUUCUUUUCUGACCAUAAGAAGUGACUAUUGUUCAUGAAGUCUUUGAUGAGCAUUUAAUAUUUUACUAUAUAGUCGUGAAUGAUGCAGGACAGAGAUCAUGUACUUAAUUAGCAUUUAUAAAAUGUUUGUUUUUGGAGGUCAAUAUAUAGUUUUGAUAAGGCCUUAAGACUCACUGUGAUUUAUUUUUGUGAAAAUCUUUAAUAGUGAAUAGUACUAACCGUCUUACGAGUUUAGGGAAAUUAAUUUAAUUUUGUUUAUUUUAGGAAGAGACGUAUCUAUCAAAGAUUGAAGUAAAAAUCAAGAUUCCUGAAGACUUGAAACCUGUCCUUGUUGAUGACUGGGAUUUGAUUACUAGACAAAAAAUGGUAUUUCGUUUCCGUUAUUGAUUUUCAGUGUUCUUCUGCCAAGACUGCAGGUAAACUGGACAAGACAUAAGCCAUAGAUAUAAAGGGCAUAUUUGCCACAAAAUUUGUACAAGUUUGCAAAGCAAGACAAUAACCCAAAGCUUCUGUGUAAUUGUCUUGUUUUUUUUUAUCUCAAACUUCAAAAUAGCUUGUGACAUAAAGGUCAGCACCAGAUUAUCCAUCAUGGAUGCAUAGGCCACUUUCUUUUACUUUGUAUUUUUCUUAUCUCUUAGUUGGCCUUUCAUUGAAAUUAUGUAUGGAAGUUUAUUCUAGUUCUAGACAAUGAUUUUAUUAAAAAGUUGUUGGCUCUUUUCACUUGCCCUGUUCGCUACUUACUUUAGAUCAAUGUUCUAGUUUUUAAAAAAAAGUUAUUUGUUUCCUUUUACCACUCAUUUCAAAGCAGGAUCAAAAUAUUAAAAAUGAUCUUCCUAACAGAUGACUAAGCUUUGACUUCAUACGUGAAUCAAAUACAUUAUUUCUACUAUCUAUUAAUCUAUUAUAAUCUAUUAUUUAGAGUAAGCAGAGAAGGAAAGUACAAUUAGAUAGAAUUUUUGUGUUAUUUGACAGGGUGGUUAACGGGCAAUAUGGUGUCUAGGAAAAUGCAUGGUGAAUUUAUCAAAUUUGUUUGUUUUGUUUCAAUGUCCAGCUUGUGAGUUUGCCUUGUAAGCAAACAGUGGAUGAUAUUAUUGAGGACUACAUCAGGACAAAAACAACAAAAACAUCAAACAUAAACAAGUAAGUGAUUUAUAAAGUUCACAAAAAUGUUUGCUUUUGCGGUAUUUGGGAAAUUAAGAAAAAAUGAACUAAUCCUUUCCCAUGAACAUUCUUACUUUCUGUCAAUUAUAAAUAAGACGAUAUGCAUUGCAUAGUUAGUUUUUCCCUUUAAUCCCUUACUGCCUGCUAACAACGCCUUGUGUUACAGAGAUGCUAUGGUGGAGACGAUGCUUGGCUGUAAAGAUUAUUUCAAUGUGAUGCUAGGUGCUCAGCUGCUCUAUAAGUUUGAAAGACCACAAUAUAGUGAAGUAAGUCACAUGACCCUGUGAGGCAGUGUGGGGCUGCAUCAAAAACAUUUAUUUUCUUUACUUCACCUUUGUCUAGGAGUCUAGUUUAAAUUUAUGUCAUUGAAUAUGGCUUUCAGAAAUUCUCCCCAGAGUUCAGUUUGAAAAUUGAACGUGGAAAUUUGCUGUCGUAAUUUAUUAUUAUUACAGACCUGUUUACCCUCAAACUCUUAAAAUCGUAGAAUAUCGUCACAAAAUCGUUCAAUACGUUAUAUUUAUAGUAAAAAAUAAACAGUAUAUACAACCUCUACGCCUAAAAAUCGUACAUUGUACGCCAAAAUCGUAAGAGUAAACAGGUCUGUUAUUAAGAAAUAUAAACAUGGUAAAGAAACACCUGAAAAAGGUGGACGUGUCUGCCAAGAAGUCUUUGCUAGAAAUAGUGCAGAGAUGGAUAAAUUCAACUUUUAGAUAUCUAUUUGACAGGAAAUGGUUGACAUAUUCAAUUACGGAAGUGUCCCAUGAAAUCAAAGUAUUUGCUCAUGAGAUUAACAGGAACCAUAAAAGAUUAGAAAUAAAUAAAAUAUAAGAUAAAAUAAGGGGGAAAUCAGAUAUUAUCAAAAAAAGCUAACUUUAAAAAGAUCUCUUAUUCAAAAAUGUAUUCGCCAAAGCCAUGUCAAUUUAUCCAUGAAAUAAAGUAUGAUCCCCUUUGCUAAAUGGCCAUUUGAGUUUACCCUGAUAUAAAGGAACUAUAAAAAUCAUUGAAUUUCAUUGUAAUAAAUAUUUAAGUCAAAUUUUCAAAUGUAUCCCAUCAAAAGGGGAACGGAUUCACAAAGAUCUUGCCUUUUAAAUUUGGGCCCCUGGUGACAAAAGAAAGUUAAUCCUCCAUAUUUAAAGCAGUGAGUAUUUUAGGUCGGUAACAAAGUUUAUAUUUUAAAUUGUCCAUUUAAAAUCUGAUGACGAAGGGGACCCUGCUGUACAAAAAUUUGGAUAUUAUUAUUUUGAAAUGAUAAUGAAGCUUUAGUAGAUGUUUGAAAGCACACUAUUCUGAAUAAAACCUUAUGAAAAAUGCAUACACUAAAAAAUGGCUUAAGGGGAACAUCUAUUGAAGCCCUUUGAAGAUAAUAUUGUUUAACUCUUUACCCUCUUCAUUUUACAUUUUUAUUUUACAGCUAUUGGGAUAAUGACCAAAAUUUCCAGGAACCAUGUUUAGGUCAGAAGGAACGACCAUUACAAAUUUGGUUGCGAUCCAUUAUUUUGUCUUGUGAUUUAUCGACCCAUUGAAAAACAAAUUGAAAUGGUCACACUGAGCUUUAUUUAUGUAGUAGACAUUAGAGAAUUUCAGAAUAAUUUUUAAAUGUUCAUACUUUCUGCAGAUCACCCCCCCCCACCCACCUAUGUGCAUCUCUCCAAAAUACCCCCCCCCCCCAUUUUGUUUUUGUUUUGUUGCUGUACAUACAUAAUCAGUAGUGGUCCCAUUUUUAUGUAAUAGACAUUAGAGAAUUUCAGAAUAAUUUUUAAAUGUUCAUACUUUCUGCAGAUCACCCCCCCCUACCCCCCUAUGUUCAUCUCUCCAAAAUACCCCCCCCCCCCCAUUUUGUUUUUGUUUUGUUGCUGUACAUACAUAAUCAGUAGUGGUCCCAUAUUAUACUGAUUUAGAAGUUUUAUUCUAGUGGCUCUUAACACUUCAUAAUUUUUAUCAUAUUUACCUGUAUUUUGCACUGUAAAUUUUCGUAUGUGUCUGCAACAAGGGGUGAUGGGGUAAAGCCAUAUAUGGACAAGGCGGAGGGGUAGAAAAAUGUGUAUUUUGUGCAGACAUCUGUUAUGGACAACCUCUUUAAAGUUGCAUUAUAUAGAUUGUCAAUUUUCAUUUCAAUAGAGAUAAUAGUUCCUGUGAUAUUUGAUAUGUUACAGAUACUCCAAGAAAAUGGAGAUAAGCCGAUGUCCAGCAUAUAUGGGGCCAUACACUUUCUCAGGUUAUUUGGUAAGCAUUCUGUAUUUUAUGUACCGAUAUAAUUAUUAAUGGAACAUUGUCAAAAUUCAUCUCGUUUUGACAAUGAGAUAUGUUUAACGGUUUCCAAUUUAUUCAAGCUAAGCACAUGACAGUAGGUUCAUUUCUCUUACGACUUCUCCUUUCUUAGUUCGUCUAGGUUCUAUGUUGGCAUACACAUCCCUUGAUGAACGUACAGUCCACAUUUUAUUAAAUCAUGUCCACGAUUUUCUCAAGUAAGUGUGAAAAUGUAGAUCAUUUUGAAUUGUUGCUCUAAAAGCUUCUGUUGUCAUUCCCCAGUUCAAACACUUAACAUCUUAGUCUCUAUAAGUAUUAGAGUCCAUGUUAUUCGCACUUAUAGCGUAGUCACAAUCACAGUCAUUAUAAAUAUUGAAAUAACUCUAAGUUUAUAUAGUAAUCACAGAAAAAAAGGAAUAGCUGUUAUACACUACAACAAAUAGCUAUUUACAACUAUGUAUCAUUAAUUGAAUUGUGUGUUGAUUGGUUUGUAAAGCUUUUGUUGUGUUUUGUCCAUUUCCCCCCCCCCCCCAUAGAUUGAUGCACUGGCAUUGAUAAUAUGACUUUAUGUUUCUUUCAUAUUUCAGGUAUUUGUCCAAAAAUGGGCCUAGCCUUUUCAAGAUCUCAAACUAUGAAAUAGCAACUCCAGAUUAUCAUAGGAAAGCCAUCUAAGUUUAAAGCUGUUUUAAAUCUAGAAAUUAUGAAAUGAAAUUUUUUAAAAUGUCAAUGAUUGAUUUCUGCUUUUUAAAUUUUAUUUUUGUAUGUGUAUUUUGGUCAUUUGCAAAAAAAAAUAAUUGUGUUUUGGCUUUAUAAAAAUGCAUCGACUUUAAGUUUAUUGUAUUUCUUUUGGUGUAAAAUAAAUUGUGUGUUCAUCAAUUUAGUUAUGCUAAAGAAAUUUUAUUAUUGUUUUA
Lymnaea stagnalis (great pond snail) is the source of this 15464-nucleotide messenger RNA. The record is from the annotation of a GenBank genome assembly. NCBI's taxonomy places the organism in Eukaryota, Metazoa, Mollusca, Gastropoda, Lymnaeidae.